Messenger RNA from Lachancea thermotolerans CBS 6340, 1872 nucleotides. RefSeq names its product phosphatidylinositol-3-phosphatase SAC1 (gene SAC1). Bases 1 to 1872 code for a protein of 623 amino acids. Gene Ontology annotation, molecular function: phosphatidylinositol-4-phosphate phosphatase activity. The transcript has a single exon. Lineage: Eukaryota; Fungi; Ascomycota; Saccharomycetes; Saccharomycetales; Saccharomycetaceae. Gene Ontology annotation, biological process: phosphatidylinositol dephosphorylation. The record is from RefSeq and is a predicted model, not a curated record. Gene Ontology annotation, cellular component: endoplasmic reticulum.
AUGGCUGGCCCUUUACUUUACUCCCACUUGGGUGAAAAGAUUGUUUUCAAACUAGCGACGCCCUCUAGCGAGAAAGAUGUGGUCCUUUCUUUGGGUCCUUCAGGUCAGGAUAUUUCUUUGGAAAGCCCUGAAAUCUUCCCUACGAGAGGCAAAAUAGUGAAAAGCGCAGCGCUGAUAGGCUGCAUUAAGCUUAAGCUUAACUCCUACGCGAUUUUUGCUCACCGGGUGGAGGAGUUUGGAGUGCUUGCUGGGCACAGAAUCUUCAAGGUCGUAGAGCACACCAUUUUACCUCUAAACAAGGGUGGCCAAAGAGACAAAGAUGAACAGCAGUACUUGGAUCUGUUGGAAAUGCAGCUUUCGAGUGCUACCUUAUUUUAUUCUUACACAUACGACCUGACCAACUCCGCGCAGAGAAACGAAAAGCUCGACGGAAGCUCGUGGAAGACUGCUGACACCCGUUUCUUCUGGAACCACUAUGUGACGCAUUCCUUGCGGACCUUAGCUGAAAAAUGCCCUGCAGCCGGUGACUUUAUUCAGCCCAUGAUAUUUGGCUACGCGCAUUUUAUUGAGACAGCGCUCAACAAUGUGCCGAUUACCAUCGGCUUGGUCACGAGAAGAAGCAGGUUUAGAGCGGGAACAAGAUACUUUCGCCGCGGUAUUGAUUCCGAUGGUAAUGUGGCCAACUUCAACGAAACUGAGCAAUUUCUCUUGGUCAAAAAGCCUGAAGGAGGGAACUCCGAAUUCUUUUCAUUUUUGCAGACAAGAGGUUCCGUGCCAGUCUACUGGGGGGAGAUUAACAAUUUGAAGUACAAGCCCAACCUUGUUCUUGGGGAAAAUUCUUCACUGGACGCCACCGCCAAGCACUUUGACCAGCAAAAAAGCCUAUAUGGGGAAAACUACUUGGUGAACCUUGUUAACCAAAAGGGACACGAGUUGCCAGUAAAAAAUGCGUACGAGUCCGCUGUCAACGCUUUGAACGAUCCAAUGAUCCAUUACGUUUAUUUCGACUUCCACCAUGAGUGUCGCAAGAUGAAGUGGUACAGGGUCAAACUGUUAAUUGAUCAUUUGCAGAAAAUGGGCCUAGACCCCGAGGAUACUUUCCAUAAAAUUGUGUCUCCUGACGGCAAAACAGUGGAUGUUGUUAGGGAACAAAAGUCGGUUGUGAGAACCAACUGUAUGGACUGUUUAGAUAGGACUAACGUUGUGCAAUCUGUGUUAGCAAGUUGGGUUUUGCAACAUGAAUUUCAGAUUGCAAACGUUGUUCCUGAAGGUACUUUGUGGGAGCUGGAUUUGAAGCUUCUGGCAAAGUUCCAAAACUUCUGGGCCGACAACGCCGAUGCUGUUAGUUUCUCAUACUCAGGAACAGGCGCCCUGAAAACCGAUUUCACGAGAACCGGCAAGCGUACCCGUAAGGGCGCAUUCGCUGACUUUAUGAAUUCAGUAUCGCGUUACUACCAGAACAACUUAAGCGAUGGACCUCGUCAGGAUAGCUUUGAUUUAUUUCACGGAAACUUUUUACCAUUUGAGAACAGUUUCCAAUCUCCCUUCCCCGACAGAAGACCUCUUUCGAUCCAAAUUGUGCCUACAGUAAUCUGUGCUGCGAUCACGGUUAUUGCAGCCACUGUAUUUUUCCCCAAGGGCCACUUCUUUAGCACCAAGAACCUUUCAUUUUUCUUUGUCUCGAGCGCUAUCGUGAUUUUGUCUCUGAGAUUUAUCUUUAGAAAUGGCGAACAAUACGUCAACUGGCCCAAGUUCAACAAUCUAGGAUUCUUGACGGCGGUGCAAACUCACAACAAGGAGCGCACCUUUAAAGGUAUAAGAUACGUGCAAAGCCCUAAAUUCUCCAAACCUGGCGAGCUGAAGAGAGACUAG